UUGCAUAAUGUUUGUCGAUGUUUGAAGUGCAAUUCUGUAGAGCUUUGUUCAAGACACUUGGUGUCAGUAUAAUAACAAACCAUGAUUCUGCGUGCUCGUAUGAUUUCCACUAAACCCAUCCCCUUCCUAUCCAGUUAUUACGACCAAGUCCUUAUUGAGACCAGUGCUUUUUUUCGCAUUUUGGCCGUCAGACAUCUUUUAUACCAUAUUAUGGUGCCAUUCUGAAAACGAAAGCAUUAGACGAAUUUUACUUAGGCUCGUGUGAAAAGCUCUUUCAAGGGGAUUUUGCUUAUUUUAUUUCUCCCCCUUCCCGUCAUGGAACAAAGGCAGCGUGAAACACGGAGAGCGCGGACAAAAUGGACUACAAUAAUUAUGCUUUUGGUGCCGUUUUGGGGCAGCGUUUCAGCACAAUUCCGUUAUUCUGUCCCGGAAGAAGUCUCGGAGGGAACAUUUGUUGGAAAUAUUGCAAAAGAUUUGGGCCUGGAUAGGGCUACGGUGAAAGAGAGGGGGAUCCGUAUUGUCUACGGGUCGACGGAGCCGCCUUUCGCAGUGAGGCAAGAUGACGGCGUCUUGUACGUGAAAGGAAAAAUUGACCGAGAGGAAAUCUGUGAACGCAGAAAGGUUUGCGCUACUGACUUAAAAACGGUGCUUCAGAACCCGCUGGAGAUCCAUCAUGUCACCGUGGAGAUUCUGGAUGUGAACGAUCAUUCGCCAAUUUUCCCACAAAAAGAAAACAUCUUGGAGGUUUAUGAAUCCGCGCUUCCAGGAGCAAAAUUCCAGCUGCAAGCUGCGCGGGAUGCUGACAGCGGAUCAUUUUCUGUCCAGCAGUAUAAGUUGAGUAAUAAUGGACAUUUUCGUUUAGAGGUGAAAGAUCGAGGUGAGGACCGUAAAACGCCCAGUUUAGUUCUUGAAAAGCCGCUAGACAGAGAGUCAGUUAAAAGCCAUGUGUUGCUUCUGACAGCAUUAGAUGGAGGCAAGCCUCCAAGAUCUGGUAACAUGACAAUAAUAGUUAAUGUUUCUGAUGUUAACGAUAACCCGCCCGUUUUUAGUCAGGAAUUAUAUACCGUGUCUCUGAAGGAAAACUCUCCUGCCUGGACUACUGUGAUCCGAGUUAAUGCAACAGAUUUAGACGAGGGUUCAAACGGGGAGGUUAUUUAUUCGUUCGGAAAUGACGUGGAUGCACGGAUACGGGAACGUUUUAGUUUAAAUCCUGUGACUGGAGUCAUUGUUGUGGCUGGAGUCAUAGAUUUUGAAGAGAGCAGCAGAUAUGAAAUUGAUGUUCAGGCAUCCGACAAAGGCACAGCGACACUGAACACGGAAAAAAGUGUGAUCAUCAAUAUAGUUGAUGAAAAUGACAACGAGCCAGAGAUUGAAGUGACGUCAUUUUCUCAUGCGCUCCCAGAGGACUCAAAGCCAGGGACGACAGUGGCGUUGAUCAGUGUAAAAGAUGCUGAUUCUGGUCUGAACGGAAAAGUGAUGUGUUAUAUAAACCAAAACCUCCCGUUUUUACUAACCCCCUCUUUACAAAAUAACAUGUAUUCUCUAGUGACUAAGACUAUUUUGGAUAGAGAACAAACAUCUCAAUACAAUAUAUUAAUUGUUGCUAAAGAUGGGGGAGAACCAAGCUUGCGUUCAGAAAAAAAUAUAAAAGUAGAUGUAGCUGAUGUAAAUGACAAUAUACCAGAAUUCUCUCAAAACCCAUACACUUUUUACAUUUAUGAGAAUAACAGCCCAGGAGAGAAAAUAGUUUCUGUAACAGCGCGUGACAAUGAUGAAGGCAGUCAUGCAAUAAUUUCAUAUACAAUUUCAAAAGAUAGAGAAGCAACAAAUAUGCUGACAUCUUUUCUGAAUGUUAACCUUGAAAAUGGAGAUAUCGUGGCUCUGAAAAGUUUUGACUUUGAAACCCUGAAAACUUUCAGGUUCCAAGUUGUUGCCUCAGAUUCUGGGACUCCGUCCCUGAGCAGCAACGUGACAGUGAACGUGUUCAUCCUGGACCAGAACGACAACGCUCCAGUCAUCCUGUAUCCAGUCAGCUCCAACGGUUCUGCUGAAGGUGUGGAGGAGAUUCCCCGCAAUGUGAACGCAGGACACUUGGUGACCAAAGUCAGAGCCUAUGACGCUGAUAUAGGAUAUAACGGCUGGUUGCUGUUUUCCCUGCAGGAAGUUACUGACCACAGCCUCUUUGGUUUGGACCGCUACACAGGACAGAUCAGAACCCUUCGCUCAUUCACAGAGACAGACGAGGCUGAGCAUAAACUGCUCAUCCUGGUCAAAGACAACGGCAACGUUUCCCUCUCAGCAACAGCUACUGUGAUUGUCAAGCUGGUAGAGCCCAAAGAGGCUUUUGCAGCUUCUGAUGUUAAAAGUGCAGCAAAGGAUGAUGAGGAUACUAAUGUGACUUUUUACCUGAUGAUCACUCUGGGCUCAGUUUCAGUUCUUUUCAUCAUCAGCAUCAUCGUGCUGAUAGCAAUGCAGUGCUCCAAAUCCCCAGACUAUACUUCUAAAUAUCUCCAAGAGACUAAUUAUGAUGGGACCCUGUGUCACAGCAUCCAGUACAGAUCUGGAGACAAACGGUACAUGUUGGUUGGACCCAGGAUGAGCAUAGGAUCUACUAUAGUACCUGGAAGUCAUGCAAACACACUAGUGCUCCCUGACAGGAGGAGGACGUCUGAGGAGGUAAGAUCAACAAAUUAACCUUGAAAAGUUCCCAGCUGAACAUAAUUGUUUAUUUAGGUCAAAAGUGCUGCCUUGUUUCAUAGUUUGGUUUCUAAAUCAUCUUACAUGACUUUCUGUUAAACAGUUUAGAACUCAUACUUGUAAGCAUGCAACUUUUGUCACGCAGUAUUUAAA
This is a messenger RNA of Fundulus heteroclitus (mummichog), 2850 nucleotides long. Its product is annotated as protocadherin alpha-7. The record is from RefSeq and is a predicted model, not a curated record. NCBI's taxonomy places the organism in Eukaryota, Metazoa, Chordata, Actinopteri, Cyprinodontiformes, Fundulidae. Gene Ontology annotation, cellular component: plasma membrane. The transcript has a single exon. The coding region runs from base 316 to 2694 and encodes 792 amino acids. Gene Ontology annotation, molecular function: calcium ion binding. Gene Ontology annotation, biological process: homophilic cell-cell adhesion.